GCCCUUUUGGCUUCUGGGUUUGGCUUAAAUCUUGCAUUUUUUUUUUCAUUUCAUUAUUCAGAAAUGGCACCAGAGAAACAAGCGGAGGAAGCCAUUAUUCAGAGCUUUGAAACAGAGGCUGGAGAGGCAGAGGAAGAGAAAGGAGACCACUCUAAGUUUAGCCUCACAAGCCUUCUCUGGCAUGGUGGUUCUGUAUAUGAUGCCUGGUUCAGCUGUGCCUCAAAUCAGGUUGCUCAAGUGCUGUUGACUCUGCCAUACUCAUUCUCUCAAAUGGGUAUGGUCUCAGGCAUCAUACUGCAGGUGUUUUAUGGUUUAUUGGGAAGCUGGACUGCUUAUCUCAUUAGUGUUCUUUACAUCGAAUACCGAACCAGGAAGGAGAAAGAAAAUUUCAACUUCAAGAACCAUGUCAUUCAGUGGUUUGAAGUGCUGGAUGGGUUACUGGGUCCAACCUGGAAAGUAAUUGGACUGGCUUUUAACUGUACUUUUCUUCUCUUUGGAUCAGUUAUUCAACUUAUAGGAUGUGCAAGUAACAUAUAUUACAUAAAUGAUGAUAUGGACAAGAGGACAUGGACAUAUAUAUUUGGAGCUUGCUGUGCUACUAGUGUGUUCAUACCCUCAUUUCACAACUACAGAGUUUGGUCUUUUCUUGGGCUUGGAAUGACCACCUUCACUGCUUGGUAUUUGACCAUUGCUGCCAUUCUCCAUGGCCAGGUAGAGGGGGUAACUCACUCAGGCCCUAAGAAGUUGGUAUUAUAUUUCACUGGAGCCACUAAUAUCCUGUACACCUUUGGUGGACAUGCUGUCACUGUUGAAAUUAUGCAUGCAAUGUGGAAGCCUAAGAAGUUCAAGUCCAUUUAUCUCCUUGCCACACUCUAUGUAUACACCUUAACCAUUCCAUCGUCCGUUGCCAUGUACUGGGCCUUCGGUGAUCAACUCCUCACCCAUUCCAACGCCUUCUCACUCCUUCCCCGCGAUGGAUGGCGUGACACUGCAGUUAUCCUAAUGCUCAUUCACCAGUUUAUAACGUUUGGGUUUGCAAGUACACCUUUGUAUUUUGUGUGGGAAAAAGUGAUAAAAAUGCAUGAUACACAGAGCAUAUUUUUGAGGGCACUCAUUAGGUUGCCUGUUGUGGUACCUAUUUGGUUCUUGGCCAUUAUAUUUCCAUUCUUCGGACCGAUCAACUCGGCUGUGGGAGCUCUUCUUGUCAGCUUCACUGUCUACAUCAUCCCUGCUCUGGCUCAUAUGAUCACUUACAAAUCUGCCUCUGCUCGAAAGAAUGCAGCAGAAAAACCUCCAUUUUUCCUCCCAAGCUGGACAGGAAUGUAUAUAGUGAAUGGAUUCAUUGUGGUUUGGGUGAUUAUUGUUGGCUUUGGAAUAGGAGGUUGGGCUAGUGUAACCAACUUCAUCAACCAAAUUGACACUUUUGGACUCUUUGCCAAGUGCUACCAGUGCCCCAAACCCGAGCCAGCUUCACCAGGAGGGUCAGGACCACAUCACUGAGUUUCAAACCAGCUAAGUUGAACCCAGAAAUCCUCCAUCAGCAUAUCAAAUUAUGUGUUGUGAGCCUUAUUUGCCCUCUUUUUUCUUUUUAAUUCAUAAAUCAUUGAACUUUGGUGCUCUAUUCAAUUAAGCAAUAUUAUCUAUAUCAGAAAUUGGCAGCAGUUGUAAUUACUGAUGGACUGUAAAUCUCAAUUAGUUGUUUGUGAGAUUCCCAGUUGUAGGCAAUCAUGUAAGAUUCUGUGAUGUAAUAGGAAAAGCUAGCUCUUGUGGGUUGCAUUUUGUCGUUAUAAUAUC
Messenger RNA from Tripterygium wilfordii, 1794 nucleotides. RefSeq names its product auxin transporter-like protein 2. The record is from RefSeq and is a predicted model, not a curated record. NCBI's taxonomy places the organism in Eukaryota, Viridiplantae, Streptophyta, Magnoliopsida, Celastrales, Celastraceae. Gene Ontology annotation, cellular component: plasma membrane. The coding region runs from base 64 to 1500 and encodes 478 amino acids. The transcript is spliced from 8 exons.